Messenger RNA from Numida meleagris (helmeted guineafowl), 9388 nucleotides. Its product is annotated as deleted in malignant brain tumors 1 protein-like. The transcript has 10 exons. The record is from RefSeq and is a predicted model, not a curated record. Gene Ontology annotation, cellular component: membrane. Lineage: Eukaryota; Metazoa; Chordata; Aves; Galliformes; Numididae. The annotation marks the transcript as partial.
CCCUCCCAUGCAGGCAGCCGGCAGCUGAGGCUAGCAGGAGGCCCUGGGCGCUGCACCGGCAGGGUGGAGGUGUACAGCGAGGGCACCUGGGGCACCAUCUGCCAGGACACCUGGACCCUGCAGGAUGCCACCGUCGUCUGCCGCCAGCUGGGCUGUGGAUGGGCUCUGGAGGCUCCUAGCUCUGAGCGCUUUGGGCCUGGCAGUGGGACACUGUGGUCGGGUGCCGGGGACUGCUCUGGGGUGGAAGAUGCUCUCUGGCACUGCCCAGCCCCAGUGCAGCGUGGCUGCCAGCAUGGUGGUGGUGCGGGUGCCGUGUGCUCAGGGCUGCUGGACCUGCGGCUGACGGGGGAAGGCAGCAGAUGCCAAGGGCACCUGGAGGUGCUGCAUGAGGGAAUGUGGAGUUGUGUUUGUGCAAAUGGCACCAGCCUCGCCACGGCCGCUGCCGUCUGCCACCAGCUGGGAUGCGGCACAGGGGGGAGUCUGGUGGCUGUCCCUGCACAGGGCUCAGAUCCUGCCUGGCUGAGCUGGGUGAGAUGUGAGGAGGGGGCCCCCUCGCUCUGGCGCUGCCGCUCAGCUCCCUGGCAGCUGCAGGAAUGUGACCCCACCUGGAUCGCCUACAUCGCAUGUGAAGAGGACACCAGGGACAGGAGUGAGGCCACCAGCCCAACCCCCGGUAGCAGCCACAAGGACAGAAUCACCUCAACAAAUGGUUCUGUCCAUGCUCCCUGUCCUCUAACUGCUGCAAUGGGAUCCCCACGGGGCCUCACGCUUCCCAUCGCUGCCCCACAGCUCUCACCCACAGCGCUGUCCCACUGCCCCAGCAAGGACGCCACUUCCGAGGUUGUGUAUGAGGAGCUUGACUACAGCCUGAUGCCCAAGUACCAGGAGGUGCCCAGCCACACAGACCCCCUUGCCCAGCCCCAGCACAGACCCUCGCAUGGCUACGACGAUGCUAUGGCUGUGCCGGAGGUGUUCCACUCUCCCCACACCGGGGAUGUCCUGGCACAGCCCCCCGAGGACAUGAGCUGUGAUGACAUUGGUGUCAGCAUCCUGGGGACAUCACUGCACCCCCAGGCUCAGCCACCUCCCCAGGUGCCCACAGGCAGCGAGAUGCUGCAGCUGGUGGAUGGCGGUGGGCGCUGUGCCGGUCGGGUGCAGAUGAAGCACGAGGGCGAAUGGGGCUCUGUCUGCAGCUACGACGUCCAGUGGGACGCACAAUGGGCCGGUGUGGUGUGCCGGCAGCUGGGCUGUGGCACGGUGGCCCAUACGUCCCCAUACGCCCCAUUUGGGCAGGGCCAGGGACGCAUCUGGUUGCAUCCCUUCUUCUGUGAUGGCACUGAGGCCACCCUGCAGGACUGCUCUCACUAUGGCUGGGGCAAGCACUUCUGUGGCCACGAGUGGGAUGUGGGAGUGAUCUGCACAGGUGAGCUGGGGUGGCUGGGAUGCACAUACCAUGCCAGGACCCCUGUUGCUGACGAUAACUGGAACAUGAAUGAUGCUGAGGUGGUGUGCCAGCAGCUGGGCUGUGGAUCAGCUGCUCACACCAAGUUUACCAAGCAAGUUUCACAAGUCAGGAGUCCAGUAAUGUUGGCCUAUAUCAACUGCAAUGGGAACGAGAAGGCCAUCUGGGACUGCAACAUUAAGCACUGGGGUCCCUACAACGUCACUCAUGAUUAUAACGCCACUGUGGUCUGCCAAGGGUUCUCCCAGCUGGCUGGAGGUGACAGUGCCUGUUUGGGGCGGCUGGAGGUGCGGCAGGGCCGGGCCUGGGUCAGCGUUUGCCAUGGCCACGUGGACCUCAUGGCCGCGCAGGUCGUCUGCAGGGAGCUGGGCUGCACCUACACUGGGUUCCGGCUGGCUGAGUCAACUGCUCAGGCUGCGGUGUGCCUGAGAAAAUCUAUGCUGUGCCAGCCACUGGAUCAGGCCACAUGGAGCUGCAGGAGCUGCGAUGUGUCGGCACGGAAGAGCUCCUGGCACAGUGUAAUGCCUCGGGGAUGGCCACCAAGACCAACCACAGCCAUGAGGAGUUGGCCAUUGCCUGCUCAGGUGAGGGCACUGGGAAAGACCAUGGGCAUCACGCUGUCAUCCCCAGACCCAGCCCGACCCUCCCAUGCAGGCAGCCAGCAGCUGAGGCUGGCAGGAGGCCCCGGGCGCUGCGCCGGCAGGGUGGAGGUGUACAGCAAGGGCACCUGGGGCACCAUCUGCCAGGACACCUGGACCCUGCAGGAUGCCACCGUCGUCUGCCGCCAGCUGGGCUGUGGAUGGGCCCUGGAGUCUCCUGGCUCAGAGCACUUUGGGCCUGGCACUGGGACGAUGUGGCUGGGUGCUGGGGGCUGCUCCGGGACGGAGGAUGCUCUCUGGCACUGCCCGGCCCCAGUGCAGCGUGGCUGCCAGCGUGGUGGUGGUGCGGGUGCCGUGUGCUCAGGUGAGUGCUACCAUCUCUCUGGAUGGGAGCAGCCCCACCACCCUCAGGGUUCAAUGAUCCCCUGACCUCGUUGCAGGGCUGCUGGACCUGCGGCUGAUAGGGGAAAGCAGCAGAUGCAGAGGGCACCUGGAGGUGCUGCAUGAGGGGACGUGGGGUCGUGUUUGUGCCAAUGGCACCAGCUCUGCCACAGCCACUGCCGUCUGCCACCAGCUGGGAUGCGGCACAGGGGGGAGGCUGGCAUUUGUCCCAGCACAGGGCUCAGAUCCUGCCUGGCUGAGCUGGGUGAGUUGUGAGGAGGGGGCCCGCUCGCUCUGGCACUGCCCCUCGGCGCCCUGGCAGCUGCAAAAAUGUGACCCCACCGGGAUCACCCACAUCACAUGUGUAGAGAACACCAGAGACAGAAGUGAGGCCACCAGCCCAGCCCCAGGUAGCAGCUGCCAGGACAGAGUCACCUCACCAGAUGGCUCUGUCCAUGCUCACUGUCCUCUAACUGCUGCCAUGGGAUCCCCACGGGGCCUCAUGGUUCCCAUCACUGCCCCACAGAUCUCACCCACAGCGCUGUCCCACUGACAGAAGCACCAAGGAGCGUGUCUGCACUCACAGUCUUGUGCGUGAUCCUGGGGUUGCUGCUGUGCCUGGCCCUGGCCGCCCUGGCUGUGCAGGCACAGCGUGCACGAGCCCAGUCCCAAGGUGGGCACCGCUCUGAGGGUCCCCCACCACGGGGCAGCACCUUGGAGACAUCGUGGUCACCAGUGCCAUGCGUGCUGCAUUGCAGGCCCCAGCAAGGAUGCUGCCUCUGAGGUUGUGUAUGAGGAGCUUGACUACAGCCUGAUGCCCAAGUACCAGGAGGUGCCCAGCAGCACAGGCUCCCUGUCCCAAGGCUCAGGAACAAAGAUGGCAGAUCACAGCAGGGACAGCGAAGAGCAGAGUGACCUCCAGGUGUCCCCAGGUAGGAGCACAGGCACAGAGGUGCACUGUGAGGACAGAAAAGCACUGGGCAUCCAUUCAAGGGGGACGCAGCCAAACAGCGCUGAUGGGGAGGUGAGGGCACGCAGCCCCUCCUGGCUGUGUCCUCACCACCGGCCCCGCUGUGCCUUUCACAGACCCCCCUGCCCAGCCCCAGCACAGCCCCUCGCAUGGCUACGACGAUGCUAUGGCUGUGCCAGAGGUGCCCCCCUCUCUUCAUACGAGGGAUGCCUUGACAGAGCCCCACGAGAACAUGGGCUAUGACGAUGUUGGUGUCAGAGCUCUGGGGACAUCGUUGUGAGCAGGGCCUGGGGACAUGGCUGGAACAGGAGCCUCUCUCCGCAAAUUCGGGUGGCUCUGGCCUUGGCAGCAUCACCUCUCCCUGCCUGGCAUUACAGAACAGUAGCAAACUGCUCCAUUCUCCUUCCUGCACCUGCAGCACAACAGCUUGUCAGCUUUUUCAAAAUUAUUUUCUGUAACUCUUUCCUUAUGAGUAUCUCUUCUUUAUUAAAACCCCUCAUCUGUGUGGAAACUCACUUGCAGCCUUGGCUCCUCUACCUGAGUCUAUCAGCCUUCCCUCGGGGCUGUGGGGCAAACCUGGAUUUCAGAGACACCCCCCUUGGCGCUUGGCACUGGGGAAACAACAGGAAGAGUGGGAAAGCUCAUGGAGACCAGGUAGGAUGGCUCCCAGGACUGCUGCACUGCAGUGGAAGGACAACAAGGACCGCGUGUCCCACAGGCACACAGGUGCAGGCACGCUGCCAUACACUGUGGUUUUACCCGGCAGGCAGCUGAGCAGCACCCGGCCGUUCGCUCACUCUGCCCCUGCCCCCAGUGUGCAAUGGCGGAGAGAGCUGUAAACAAACUUGUGGGGCGACAUACAAACGGAAAAGGACAGAAAAGGAAAACAGUUACAGACAUUCAGAUGAUAACUGUACAUGCAUGUACCCCACACAAAUUCACAGCCUUUGCACACACGUUUUGAUAAGGAAACUGGCGCAUGCUGACUCUCACCCUGCGCUUGCUGGUAGGAUCUCCUCUUCUGAGGACACCUCUGUUGUGGGUGGGAAGAGGACACGUGGUAAAGAGCUCCCUCUGAUACAAGAGACAUGUAUCAGGGGCCUGAGUCAUCUCCAUGCACCUGUCUGUUCCUGUAGUCUGUAAGAACCUGCAGUGGCUGAGGGCAGGAUUCACAUCCCUGCUGUAUGUUCCUGAUGGAAGGUGCCAAGCAACCGUCCCUGGAGUUUUCAUUAAAGUCAUGGAACGGGCUGUCCUUCCUCAUCUGCUCUAUGCCACCGCUGUGUGCCUCUGCCAGGAGCAAUGGCGGCCUCCUGGCUGGCAGCGCAUGUCCCUCCCGAGCAGGCCAGGCCUUCCUGCUGGGGCCUCUCAGCUGGGCCCAGAGCCCUGCUGCGGUGCCGCUUGGUUCUGCCUGCAGAGCUGUUGGCCCUGCUGAGCCCUGCUCUGGGGCUUCUGCUGCCUCCUGGGCCCUGCUCCGGCCUGAUGGGAGGCCAUUUAGGUGCUCUCGUGGCAGGGCAGGGCCAGAGCUCUGCAACACGAGCACAAGAUGGAGGGAGCACUGCCUUGGGCCCUGCUGGCAUUCCUGUCCGGCACACUGCAGCCCUGCACCCUCAGCAGGAGCCCAGCCCCACAGCCGUGUUCUCAGGAGCCCCUGGUGCCCAUUGAGCCAAGUGGCCAUGCACUGACCCUGCAGCGAGGCCAGGCACAGCCCUGCAUCCCAGCCCUUCGUACAAGCAGGGUUUCACUUUUGAAAGCGGCCGCGCACCGGUUGCACACUUCCUCCUUCCCCAGCACCACGCUGCAAUUGAGGACAGGGGCAGGGACACGUCGGCCCAGCGCCUCCCCCUGUGAAGCUGGGUUUCCGUACAGUCCCCUCAGCAGCCAGACACCCCUAGGACUGCUGCAAUCUGCAGCUGACCCUGAAUCUGCUCCUACACAGCGAUACCAAAGCAGUGGAGCGGGACCCCUUCCAGCAUGCUACAGGCUGGAGUCGAAGAGCAUCACUUUAUGCUUAUGUAUCGCUUCUGUGCAGGUGGUAUGGCAGCUGCAUGCGGUUGUUGCUCACAAUGGAUCCCCAUGCAGAAGAAAACAUCCCCUCCUGCUCAUGCUGCAGGGCAUGCAUGGGGACUGUGCGUUCCCAGAUGCAGGCAGUACAUUGGCUCAUGCACUGGCUCAUGAGAGGGGCCUGGCAUGGCCAUCAUGAGCAUGUCCAUCGUGAGCAUGUCCACAACAGCGUGGGGAACUUAUUCACCCCCAUGCUGCCUGGAGAAUCACAAAGGCAGCUCUAGGACCCCACCAUAAUGAGCUGGGCACUAAGGUGCAGAGGGAGGCCCUGUUUAGGAACACUCCUGUUCCUGUGGGGACCCACUCUGCAUGGACACUGCCCCAGCCCCAGCUCAGGGACACACAGCACCCAGGCAGGCUGGCUCACCACAGGGACAUGCAGGCAGAAAGCCCCCUUGUUGGGGCUGUGUGACACCAGAAGAGGAGGCAAGCCUCAUAUUUCGGCACAAAGCAGGUUAUUGGAGGCUGGGCCCCAACAAGCAGCAGAUAACCCUGCUGAUAACAGCUCCCAACAUGCAGCAGAUGUGCAGCAAUCAGAAGGACUAACGCAAUGGAAAUAGCAUUACAAAAAAAGGUGGAAGGAAAAUAGAGUGCUCACCCAGAUUAGAAGAUUCUGGGCUAACAGGGAAAGGCUCUCACCAACGAGAGAACUUCAGGAAGAGAGCCUGGCUCAGGGGCAGUCAGCCCUUAAAUGAGGCAUAAGAGGGGUACAGCCAGGCUCCACCCCCUUCUGGUCACACAGGUGAAUUGCCUUCACCUGUGCUCCCAGGGCUGACUGGGUUUUUCCUCCAGGUGCUCAAUCAGUGGUUCAGGCCAUGACUCAGCAGUUCCCAUACACUCCACCCCUUCAUGGCAUGAACCAAUGAUCAAGUUAGCUUGAGGGUGAGCCUUCCCUGAUACAGGGAUCCAAAACACCAUGAUGAUUAUACAAUUGCCCAUCGCGAUGCAGGUUGACACAAUGUGAGACGAUUGAUGAUCAGUUCAUGGUUGAGGUUCACAUUGUCUUAUGGGCCAGUGCUCGAUGAUGUUACUGGAGGCAUGCAGUUGUUUGGUGCAGAUCAGUCUCAUGUCCCACCAGUCCACAUAGGCCAUCACCGGGUCCUUGUUAUCCUUCCACUGCUGUGCAGCAGUCCUGGGAGCUCAUUCCAAAGAGUGAGCCCCCGAUAUACAGCCCAGCUAUCUGUGCAGAUGUUCAGUGCACUGUCACCAGGUUCCUUGGUGAUAACCAUCCACACGGCUCGCAGCUCUGCCCAUUGGCUACUUUGACCAUCCCCCUCUUCAAACCAGAUUGUGUCAGUGGAGGGAUGGUAUGCCACUGCUCUCCACUUGCUUGGGUUGCCUUUGCUGGACCCAUCCAUAUACCAGGCGUCUUCAGGAAUGGGAUAUUUCCCCUCCUGAACAGGACUCUUCUCCGGUGGAGCGACCGUUGUUUCUUUCGGUGCAUCACAGUGACACGUCACUGGGCCUAAGAUCUUUUGAAGUUCUUCUUUCAAUGGUGAUGAAGACAAACUACUCCGCUGGCUGAGAUAGGCGACCCAUUGUGCCGCUGUCUGUGCCUGGGCCACCCCUGUCUUAGGAAAGUGGGUCAGAUCUUUCACCCACCCCUGAAUCGGCAAGGUGGUCUUAACUGUGACCUCAGAUGUUUGGGUUAUUGGCUCUACCACCUGUAAUGCAGAGUAGGCAGCCAAUAACUGUUUUUCAAUCAUGCUUUAUCUUUCCUCUGCUCCGUGCCAGACCUGAGACCAGAACCCGAUUGGGGUCCGAACAGAACUCUGGCGUUGCCACAGGCCCCAGCCAAAGCCGUCCUGAGUGACAUGAACGUCCAAUUCAGCUGGGAGGGUAGGAUCAAAUAUAGCCAGCACCUGGGCUUGUUUAACAGCCAGUUUUGCCUGUUGGAAAGCCUCGUGUUCCGUUCUCCCCCAGUCCCAUAGUUGCCCCUUCUUUGUGAGUCUAUAUAACGGCCUCAGCAGCUGUGCUAAAUGAGGUAUAAAGGAACGCCAAUAUCCCAAUACACCCAAGAACUCCUGCAGCUGCUUCGGUGUUGUAGGGACUGGGAAUGCCUGAACCUUAUCUAUGACAGCACUGGGUAGUACUUUGGUCUUUCCUGACCAAACUACCCCCAGGAAUUUCACAGAUAGGCCUGGACCCUGCACCUUCUGGGGGUUUAUAACCCAUCCUUUUUCCUGCAGAUAGGUAGUUAAUGAAUCUGCUGCCUGCCCUACUGCCUCCAGUGAGUCAGAUGUCAACAUGAGAUCAUCAAUAUAAUGAUACAAGCUAACAGUGUUAGGUUUUUCCCAAUUUGCCAGGUCACACACACUAGGUUAUGGCAGUAUGUUGGUGAAUGCACGUACCCCUGUGGCAGGACCUGAAAGGUCCACUGCCUGCCUCCCCAUGUAAAUGCGAACUGGUCUUGUGAUUCUUCAGCAAUUGGAAUACUGAAGAAUGCAUUCGCCAGGUUUCUAUUUCCCUACUCAAUGUGUCCAUUAGGGAGGCAAUAUUGGGUACGGCUGCGUGAACAGGCAGCGUGACCUUAUUUAGUUCUCUAUAGUCUACCGUCAUUCUCCAUGUGCCAUCUGAAUUCCGCACUGGCCAUAUGAGGGAAUUAAACGGGCUAUGUGCAGGUCUUAUGAUCCCAGCUUUUUCUAAUUCCUGCACAGUCCUUGCUAUUUCAUCUUGCCCCCCCCGGGAGCCUAUACUGCCGCACAUUAGUGAUCCAGCACGGUUCCAGCAGGCGAAUAGGCUCAUGCUUUGCAUGGCCUCUCAAUAUCGCCUGCACCGCCCGGAUACUGAUACACCUCUGUCGGAGUCUGAACUCUCCAACGGUUGUCUGGAGAGCCAGACCCCAGAAAAUGUCUAUGCCCAAGAUGUACUCUGGGACUGGGGCAAUAGACACCUUAUAUUCCCGGGGCGGGAGACGCCCAACCCCCAGUUUCAACUACGUCUGGGUAACUGGAAUGGUCUGUCCCCCGAAGCCACCGGUCAUUGUUCUAUCCCCAUUAAACUUAGUCGGAUCCCCAUAAAUAAUUGACAUUUCCGCACCUGUGUCAACCAGUACCAUAACCCUUUGUAUGUUCUUUCGGGACCAAAAAAUUGUCAGCUCAACAUAGGGCCUCUGGUCCCGUCUGGAGGCCCUAACAUGGGGACUAAUAUCCCCUAUCAAGCCGUGAAUUGGGCAAGUGCCAAGUCUUUUUCCUCAGGUGGCUCAGGCAUCAUAGCCCGAGUCACCUGGGGAGUCUUAUUCCUUUUAUUAGGGACUAUAAAGUCCUCUAGGUUCCAAGUAUUUUCUGGUAUUCGUUCAAUUAUUCAUACCCUUGUCCUUUUGGAGGUACUUAGAAAUUUUUGAUCAUCCCUUAGUUGUUUCCAUAACUGAAGCAAAACAUGAUUAGGUUGGCGGUCGAUUUUAGCAAAAGCCACCCCGUCCCGUAUGAGGUCAUUAACAUCUGUUUACAGGAUACCCGUAUGGGGCCCGAUCAGGGUGUCUGUGGGGCAGCUUUUCCAAUUUAAUUAUGGGAUAUACCUCAGCCCCUUCCACUGUCCUAAUAUUACACCUUGCCCUUAGGCGCUCUGUCUCCCCCAGAUCAGCCAUGAACUGGGCAGCCUGCUGAACAAUGGCCUCUGAGGCCACCAAGGGGUUCAAUAUAGAUAACAGUGUGCCGUAACGGUGGGAGGGUGCCUGCUGUAAAAUUAGGUCCCUCAUUCCAGCCGAGAAUUUUACUAAGUCAGGACUUUCAAAGCCAUCCUCAUAAAUGGCCUCUUUCAUUCCUACCUCACGAAUAUAUGUUUGGAGGUCCUCCAUGGAGGACCAUAAACCUGCAUGCACCGGGAUAUCAGCCUUACGUCAUGGUUUUAUUAUUUUCGCUUAUUGGUAUUCCACAUCAUAACAUCAUGUAGUGUAUGCACCUGGUUCUCAGAAGA